Megalops cyprinoides (Indo-Pacific tarpon) is the source of this 2341-nucleotide messenger RNA. RefSeq names its product leucine-rich repeat transmembrane protein FLRT1-like. NCBI's taxonomy places the organism in Eukaryota, Metazoa, Chordata, Actinopteri, Elopiformes, Megalopidae. The record is from RefSeq and is a predicted model, not a curated record. Gene Ontology annotation, molecular function: protein binding. The coding region runs from base 1 to 2085 and encodes 694 amino acids. The transcript has a single exon.
AUGGCUCCUGAGGGUGUGGCGGAGCUCCGCGAUUGGCUCUUCCUGCUACUGCUGUGCCUGACUCUGCUGGCUGAGAUGCUGGAGCUGGCGGCGGCGGCAGCAGCAGCAGCCGAGGCAGCAGCGGAGGCUGAGGGUGAUGUGGCGUGCCCGUCGGCGUGCCGCUGCGAUGAGGGCUUUGUCUACUGCAAUGACCGCGGCCUGAGUGUCAUACCGCCACUGCCCUUCUCGGCGGCCGUGCUCUAUCUGCAGAACAACCACAUCGGCAACGCGGGGCUGCCCACCUCGCUAGAGCGCCGGCUGACUGUGCGCGUCGUCUACCUGUACGACAACGAGCUGGAUGACUUCCCCACGCACCUGCCGCCAUCGCUGCACGAGCUGCACCUGCAGGACAAUAACAUCCGCAGCCUGCCACGCGCCGCUCUCGCCCGCCUGCCACUGCUGGAGAAGCUGCACCUGGACGACAACUCCGUCUCCACGGUGAGCAUCGAGGAGCAGGCCUUUGCCGACAACCCGCGGCUCCGGCUGCUCUUCCUGUCACGGAACCACCUGUCCAGCAUCCCGUCAGGGCUGCCGUCCUCGCUGGAGGAGCUGCGGCUGGACGACAACCGCAUCUCCACCAUCCCCACACACGCCUUCCGUGGCCUGUCAGCGCUGCGGCGCCUCGUGCUGGAUGGCAACCUGCUGGCCAACCAGCGCAUCGCCGACGACACCUUCUCGCGGCUGGCAAACCUGACUGAGCUGUCACUGGUGCGCAACUCGCUGCAGACGCCACCUGUCAACCUGCCCAGUGCACACCUGCAGCGGCUCUACCUGCAGGACAAUGCCCUGGCACAUGUGCCGCGCGGCUCGCUGGACGGCAUGCGGCGGCUGCAGCGGCUCGACCUGUCCGGCAACAACCUGACCACACUGCCGCGUGGCCUCUUCCGCGACCUGGACGGCCUGACACAGCUGCUGGUGCGCGGGAACCCCUGGCACUGCGGCUGCAACCUGCGCUGGCUGUAUGACUGGCUGCAUGUGCGGGGGAACUCGGUCACUGUGCGUGGCCUCACCUGCCAGAGCCCUGACAGGGUGCGGGGCCUGGCCCUCCGGGACCUCAUCAGCCAGAUGGAAGAGUGUGAGGGUGGGGGCGGGGGAGGGGGAGGUGGGAGAGAGAGAGGCGGGGCCGCACCGGCAGCCACUGCUUCCACCACACUUCCCCCGCCCCAGGGCUCCCUCUUCACCCUCCGGUCUAAGAGGCCGGGGCUGCGUCUCCCGGACUCAAGCCAGGACUACCCACUGGGAGGCAGCGGGGUCAGCAAAACGCUGGUCCUCAAGGUGAAGCCCCUCACACCUGACACCAUCCACAUCACCUGGCGCACCCCGCACCCUGCCCCUUCCUUCCGUCUCAGCUGGCUCCGCCUGGGCACCAGCCCAGCCGUGGGCUCCAUCACUGAGACGCUUGUGCCGGGGGACCGGCGAGAGUACCUGCUCACUGCCCUGCAGCCACGCUCCAGCUACAUCAUCUGCAUGGUGCCGCUGGCGGGGGGUGUGGGCAAGGGCCCCGCUGCGGGUGCCAGCAUGGACUCAGACGAGAGCCCCGUGUGUGCCAAGGCUGAGACGGCCAGCCCCGGGCAAGCCAGUGAUGACUCGGACAGUGAGCAGGGCUCUGAGCAGCUGACCGCGCUCCCACUCGCAGGGAUAAUUGGCGGAGCCACGGCACUGGUAUCCCUGGCACUGAUCUUCGGCAUCUUCUGCUGGUAUGGCCACCGUGCUGGGUACCUCUCUGCCCGGGAAAACUCCAACUACGGCCGGGGUGGCAGCUCCCGUGGUGGCAAGCACUACGAUGACUAUGUCGAGUCUGGCACUAAGAAGGACACCUCCAUCCUGGAGAUCCGGGGCCCUGGCUUCCAGAUGACGCCCAUGGCCGCCCAGCAGCCGCUCCGGCCCAAGCCAAGGGAGGACUAUGUCAUCCACACCAUCUUCCCCUCCAAUGGCACCAGCCUCUACAAGAGCACCCACCACCAACACACGCCCAAUGCCAGCUAUGGCACCAACCGUGGGUACCGGGAAGGAGGCAUCCCGGACAUAGACUACUCCUACACGUGAUACCUCCCCCUUGCACUGUCUCCCCGUGCUCUUACGAAACGUAGAUUCGAGAGGACCUCAGCCCUGGUUCCAAGCCCCUACCCCUCCUCGUGCCUUCUGGUUUCCAUUCCAGCUGUUCAGUCAGAGGUCUGAGCCAUUAGUGAAGGGCUAUACCGCCCGAGAGAAAACCCAAAGCCACCUCCAGAAAGACUGGGGUGGCAUUUACACAAAACAACCAUUACUUCAUGAGCAUACCUAUAAAUACAUUAACUUGCUC